GUGCGUUUCAUCGGCGUCUUGAAGCCAAAGUGAUCCGCAGGAGGAGCACCUGAUCCCGCACAGUCUGUCCGCGUCUGACGCACCACCAAACACAACCAUGACCAAAAUGAAGCUCUGACCGCAGUGAACACGCAUGGUUUGGUCUUUUAUUUAUUUAUUUAUUUUUUAUUCCUGAAUGAGUGAAAAGAAAAAGAGGAGGAAGAAAAAAAAGAAGAAGCGUCUGUGUCGGAGCGGAGCUGAAUUUGGUGCGUUCCAUCUGUGGGAACUUUGUGGAAAUAUGUAACACAGUGACAGAUGAGACUGAAACAUGGAACAGUCUGCUACUCUGGACAUAGAGACACUUAAGAUUACCCAGGAGCAGUUCAUCCUCGCCUCCCAGUCCUUGCACCUGCAGCGACCGGGCUGCGACGCCGUCUACCCAGUGGGUCUGUACGGCUGGAGGAAGCGAUGCCUCUACUUCUUCCUCCUGCUGCUGCUGGUCACCAUGAUUGUCAACCUGGCCCUCACUGUCUGGAUAAUAAAGGUUAUGAAUUUCUCAGUGGACGGAAUGGGGAACCUUCAGCUGAACCAGGAUGGGAUUCGCCUGGAGGGGAUUUCAGAGUUCCGUUCCCCUCUCUAUGUGAACGAGAUCCAGUCCAGAGGGGACAGCUUGUUGUUGUUGCGGUCUGAAAAGAAUGUGACGUUAAACGCCCGGAACGACCAAGGCCAUCUGACCGGACAGCUCACAGUGGGACCCGAGGCCGUGGACGCCCAGUGUCAGAGGCUGGAGGUUCGCAGCACAGACGGAGACCGGCUGAUUUUCACCGCCGAUGAGGACGAGAUAAUCAUGACCACGGAAAAGUUCACAGUCACAGGCUCAGAAGGCGCCGUUUUUCGACAUUCGGUGGAAACUCCCCUGAUCCAGGCGAGGACUUCUGAAGACCUUAAACUAGAGUCUCCAACACGGACCCUGAGCAUGGAGGCCCCCAGAGGUGUGGAAGUGAGCGCCGGCCUGGGGUCGCUGAGGAUCAGUGGUAGAAAGGACCUCCAUCUGGAGUCCACAGAGGGAGAGAUCCUUUUAGACGCCAACACCGUCCAGCUGGGGAAUCUACCGCUCGGCGAAUACGUGGCGUCUCCUGCUCAGGCCUCCCAAGAACAGACCGUAUACGAGGUUUGCGUCUGCCCCAGCGGUAAGAUCUACCUAUCGCCGGCAGAGAGGAGCUCCAGCUGCCAGGCCAUGAGUAACAUCUGCCUGUGGAGCUGACCUGGGAGCAGAUGACCCCAGAACUCCUCCCACGUCUGCUCCGGAGACGAUAGGAUUGAGGUGGGACUCCUCAGUGCAGCUGAUGGAAGGUGAACUCAUCAGAGAGGAGACGGCGCUCUGUCCGACCGUCAGAAGUCGGACGAGUGAACAGACAUGUGAGUGUGUUGGCAGCGGCGGUCUAAUGGAGGUCAGGACUCUUGUACCGCUGAGGACGGCAGCUCUGAAAUCAGGAAUAUCACAUACAAACAGGAACAUCUCCACUACCUUGUAUUAGAGCCAGAGAAUGCACUCUUUAUUUUUCUACUCGUGGUUCAUUGUACACAUACAGUGACUGUUUUCAACUAAGAUGAGAGAAGACAAAACACAGGUGCCUUCAGCUUUGAAAAUAAAGUCAUAAUGUGGCAAAAAUUGAACAGGAAGAGGAAGAU
Molecule: messenger RNA, 1671 nt
Organism: Sphaeramia orbicularis (orbiculate cardinalfish)
Lineage: Eukaryota; Metazoa; Chordata; Actinopteri; Kurtiformes; Apogonidae
Product: zeta-sarcoglycan-like
Exons: 8
Coding region: 308-1243 (311 amino acids)
Biological process (GO): cardiac muscle tissue development; heart contraction
Cellular component (GO): sarcoglycan complex; sarcolemma
Source: RefSeq, a predicted model, not a curated record